Molecule: messenger RNA, 1937 nt
Organism: Lolium rigidum
Lineage: Eukaryota; Viridiplantae; Streptophyta; Magnoliopsida; Poales; Poaceae
Product: butanoate--CoA ligase AAE1-like
Exons: 2
Coding region: 1-1716 (571 amino acids)
Source: RefSeq, a predicted model, not a curated record
AUGGAGGGCGCCGUGCUCUGCGCCGCCAACCAUGCCCCCCUCACGCCCAUCUCCUUCCUCGAGCGGUCCGCGCUCGUGUACCCAGACCGCCCAGCCGUCGUCUCUGCCGCCGGCGACGCGCCGCCCCGGACAUGGAGGGAGACCCGGGCGCGCUGCCUUAGUCUCGCCGCCGCCCUCGCCGGCCUCGGCGUCCAGCGCCGCGACGUGGUGGCCGUGUUCGCCCAGAACAUCCCGGCGAUGUGCGAGCUGCACUUCGCGGUGCCCAUGUCCGGCGCCGUCCUCUGCGCGCUCAACUCGCGCCUGGACGCCGCCACGGCGUCCGUCCUGCUGCGGCACUCGGAGGCCAAGGUGAUCUUCGUCGACGCCGCGCUGCUGGACGUCGCGCAGGAAGCCCUCCGCCUCGUGUCCGCCACCGGCGCCACAGCCCCCGCAGCCGUCCUCAUCACGGAGCUCCUGGACGACGACGACUCGUCAUCACCGUCACAAUCUACAAUAAUCGAGCACGAGUACGAGGCGCUGGUGAGCAGGGGCGGGUCGGCGGGGUUCGCGGUGCGGUGGCCGGCGGACGAGAACGAGCCGAUCGCGCUCAACUACACGUCGGGGACGACGUCGCGGCCCAAGGGCGUGAUCUACACCCACCGCGGCGCGUACCUCAACAGCCUCGCCGUGGUUCUGCUCAACGGCAUGGCGGCCGCGCCGGUGUGCCUGUGGACGGUGCCCAUGUUCCACUGCAACGGCUGGUGCAUGGCGUGGGCCGUGGCGGCGCAGGGCGGCACCAACGUCUGCCUCCGCAGGGUCACCGGCGGCGCCGUGUUCGACGCCGUCGCCCGCCACGGCGUCACCCACAUGGGCGGCGCGCCCACCGUGCUGUCCAUGAUCGUCAACGCUGCGCCCGAGGAUCAGCGGCCGAUGCCGGCGGGGAAGAAGGUGUCCGUGAUCACCGGCGGCGCGCCCCCGCCGCCGACGGUGCUGUUCCGGAUGGAAGAGCUCGGGUUCAUGGUGAUACACUCGUACGGGUUAACAGAAACCUACGGCCCGGCGACGGUGUGCGUGUGGAAGCCCGAGUGGGACGCGCUGCCGGCGGAGGAGCGGGCGGCGAUCAAGGCGCGGCAGGGGCUCCACCACCUGGGCCUGGAGGUGGACGUGAAGGACCCGGUCACGAUGCGCAGCGUCCCGGCCGACGGGAAGACGAUGGGGGAGGUGAUGCUGCGUGGCAACACGGUGAUGAGCGGGUACUACAAGGACGCGCCCGCCACGGCGGAGGCGCUGGCCGGCGGGUGGUUCCGGUCGGGCGACCUCGCGGUGCGGAACCCCGGGGACGGGUACGUCAAGAUCCGGGACCGGUCCAAGGACAUCAUCAUCUCCGGCGGGGAGAACAUCAGCACGAUCGAGGUGGAGGCGGCGCUGUUCGCGCACCCGGCGGUGGCGGAGGCGGCCGUGGUGGGGCGGCCGGACGAGCACUGGGGCGAGACGCCGUGCGCGUUCGUGGUGGUGAGGAGGAAGGUGGAGGCGGAGGAGGUGAUGGAGUUCUGCAGAGGGAGGCUGCCGCGGUACAUGGCGCCGAGGACGGUGGUGGUCGUGGAGGAGCUGCCCAAGACGGCCACGGGGAAGGUGCAGAAGUUUGGACUCCGGGAGAAGGCCAGGGCCAUGGGCAGCCUCUCCUCCACUGCCUCCCGUCCGCAGGGAAUAGGAGGAAGAAGCACCAGCAAGCUCUGAUCGAGUACUAGCACCAGGGUCCGUCCACCAUGAUCAAGAAGUGGGAAUCACCGGCGAGCUCUGAUCGAGUUACCAAUAUCAUGUGGUUAAUUAAGCUCCAUUCAUGCUCUAUGUGUCGCCUGAGAUCACUCCAAGACAGCGGAUGAUGUCUCCAUCUUACUUUGUCAUCGUUAAAGCUUUUGGAUCAUCAUGUCAAAAAUAAAAUAAAAGCUUUUGGAUCA